Messenger RNA from Coffea arabica (coffee), 888 nucleotides. The record is from RefSeq and is a predicted model, not a curated record. Lineage: Eukaryota; Viridiplantae; Streptophyta; Magnoliopsida; Gentianales; Rubiaceae.
AUGCGCUUACAAACGGCCGCGGAUGCGGUCAGGUGCAAGACCUUCCCGAUGUUCCUAGAAGGAAGGGCUCGGCAGUGGUUCCAGGGACUUCCCCCCAGAUCGAUCAGUUCUUUCACCCAGCUCGCGCGACUGUUCUCAGCACAGUUCGUUUCCUCACGAGCCUUCUCUAAAAGCACCGCUCACCUUCUGACCAUCCAACAAAGGGUCGAGGAAUCACUGCGUGAGUACAUGGUGCGGUUCAAUAACGAAUCCCUCCAGGUCCGCGACCGAGACGACAAGGUGGUCAUGGCUGCCUUCAUUAACGGGCUACGGAAGCAGAAGUUAUACACCGAGCUCGUGGAGAGACCGCCCAAGUCAGUUCGGGAGAUGCUGGAUCGAGCUCAUGAGAAGGCCAAUGCUGAGGAGGCCAAUCGCUUGAAGAGCGCUCAGGAGAGGCAGAGGGAUGACAAGCGCCGAAGGAUAACCGACCAAGGGGACGUGCGACGUGACCAAGGGCGGAAGAAUACCUAUGACCACCCGCCUAGAAGCCGGCCCUUAGGGGGGGACAAGCCUUGGACUUCCCUCACGGCCCCCCGAGCUCGGGUCCUUGCGGUGAUGGAGCAGGAAGGGCUUUCCCGACCUCCCCGACCCUUGGCCGGGGAUAGAGGCAGACGAGAUCAGGACCUGUACUGUGCAUAUCACAGGGAUGUGGGGCACGACACUGAGGACUGUCGUCACCUAAAGAAGGAGAUCGAAAAGCUGAUACGAAGAGGUCAUCUCGGGCAGUUCGUCCGUGACGGCGAGCAGAUCAGAAGCCAGGGGGAUUCAAGCGAGAUCGGACGACCAGCUCGCACGACCGACCUCGAGGUCCCCGUGAUCGGACUCCGGAGCAGGGGGUUCAGAACCUAG